This is a messenger RNA of Bactrocera dorsalis (oriental fruit fly), 1642 nucleotides long. It is a transcript of the gene WRNexo, whose product is annotated as Werner Syndrome-like exonuclease. Gene Ontology annotation, molecular function: 3'-5' exonuclease activity; nucleic acid binding. Lineage: Eukaryota; Metazoa; Arthropoda; Insecta; Diptera; Tephritidae. The record is from RefSeq and is a predicted model, not a curated record. Gene Ontology annotation, biological process: nucleobase-containing compound metabolic process. The transcript is spliced from 6 exons. The coding region runs from base 452 to 1378 and encodes 308 amino acids.
ACAGUGAUGCCAUUUAUAGCGUGAAUAUUGUGCAAAAUCGAAAUAUUUAUUAUUGUUUUUAUUGCAAAAAAAAAGAAAAAUAGAUAACGCGCCAUAUAUAUUCGUAAAUUGGAAUUAAAAACACGAAUUUUAAGACAUUUCCCGUGAAAAUUGGUGCACGUUUUCGGAAAAGCCGCUCUCCUGAACCUUUACCACCAUUUCAAGUUGCUUAAAAACUUCCAAAUGCUUUGAUAUUUAUUUAUAUUUAUUAAGUGUUGCUAAGACGGAUGAAAAUAUUGACAGAAAUGUCGAUCCGUCAACACUGCAUAGAUUUGCGCGCGAAAAUUGCUUAGAUCCAAUCAGCAGCUGUGUUUGUCAAUAUAAAAGUUAGCAUUUAUACACAGUUUCAUUUUCACAAUAAAACGGAAAGUAAAUAACCGAAGUACCUAAUUUUUAUCGCAUAUUUAGCAUAAUGAUAAGACAGCGUAGAAAAAGAAGUACAGAAGAGAACGCCGUGUUUCCGGCAAAGGACAAAGAAAAUACUGACCAGGAUGACAAUCCACCGAAGCGGCGUAGUGCACGCUUGACGCGCAACACACGCUCAAUGGCUGAAGAUGACAUUGUAGUUCCGGAAGAAAUAGAAAUUAAGCGCAAACUUCCAUUUAUAAAGUACAAGGGCGCUAUUAAAUACCAUACAGAAGGACAUGAAAUAGCAGAAGCGUCAGACCUAAUAUUUCAGUGGGUAGAAAAGCAAGUACAUACUGAAUUGGUGCCGAUGGCGUUUGACAUGGAAUGGCCAUUUUCUUUUCAAACUGGACCGGGCAAAUCUGCCGUUAUACAAAUAUGUGUCGAGGAGCACUGCUGUUACAUAUUUCAAUUGACCAAUUUGAAACGCCUGCCUGCUGCGCUGGUAGCACUGCUAAAACAUCCAAAAGUUCGACUACAUGGUGUAAACAUAAAAAACGAUUUUCGCAAGCUGGCUCGUGAUUUCCCAGAAGUAAAUGCAGAUCAUCUUAUAGAAAAGUGUGUAGACUUGGGUGUUUGGUGUAAUCAAGUGUGUCAAACUGGUGGACGUUGGAGUUUAGACCGCUUGGCAAAUUAUGUUGUUGAGCAAACUGUAGACAAAAACAAAAAAGUACGUAUGAGUAAAUGGCAUGUUAUUCCACUGGAUGAAAACCAACUUCUGUAUGCAGCUAUCGAUGUCUACAUUGGACAAGUUAUUUAUCGUGAAUUGGAGAAACGUGAAAAGAUAAAGCUCAAAAACGAGGUGGAAUUCAAAGAGAAAAAUGGCGAAGCAGCAUUCAAAGCUGUUAAGGCAUUGGGUGAAACCUUUUUAAAUAAGGCUGAAGAGAUUGCAUUGUCCGAUUCUGGAAAGCAAGAGGCUAAAACAAUAGAGUAGCAUGUCUCCCAAGAUAUAUUUUGAAGUAUUACAGUUAACACUUUUUACUCAAUUUUACACACUUUUAUAACUCAAUUCUUCUUUAUUGACGUAGACACCGCUUACGCGGUUAUAGCUCUAUUAGUAAUUUUUUUUGAAUUUUUAUGCAAUUGACUUCUAUAAUACAAAGGUGAUUUUACAAAUGUUUAAAUGGCCAAAAUAUAUUUAUUGGUAUACACUGUUCAACAUUUAGUCUCAAAUAAUAAAUGAAAUUUGUAUGUUCAA